UGGGUCCCACAAUGAUAAGAGGGAUUUUGCCCUCUACAUAAAGCAGAUCUUACCAUUGGGAGUUGGGCACUCACAGUUGGAAAAACCAGGAAGAUGGAGAAGGGUCUGUUGUGCUUUGGUCUGGCAGUUCUGCUGCAGCUGCAGCUUGGUUCUGCCUACAAACUAGUAUGCUAUUUCACCAACUGGUCUCAGUAUAGGCCAGAGCCAGCCAAAUACUUCCCAAACAACAUUGAUCCAAAUCUCUGUACUCAUUUGAUAUAUGCCUUUGCCACUAUGAAUCAACAUAAGAUUGCCCCUUAUGAAUGGAAUGAUGAGGACAGGCUCUUCCCUGAAUUUCAAGCACUUAAGAACAGCAACCCCAAUCUUGUCACACUGCUAGCUAUUGGAGGCUGGAAUUUUGGCACACAAAAGUUCACUGAAAUGGUUGCCUCAGCUGCCAAUCGUAAAAUCUUCAUUGAUUCAGUGAUUGAAUAUCUUUGUAAGUUUGGGUUUGAUGGGAUUGACCUGGACUUUGAAUACCCAGGAUCAAGGGGAAGCCCUCCAGAAGACAAGCAACGCUUCACAAUCCUGAUUCAGGAAAUGCUGGCUGCCUUUGAGAACGGUAAAUGUAAUGGGAAAAGGCUUUUGAUCACAGCAGCAGUUUCUGCUGGCAAAGGGACCAUUGAUGCAGGAUAUGAAAUUGCUGCAAUAGGAAAACUUUUAGAUUUCAUCAGUGUAAUGACAUAUGACUUCCAUGGAGGUUGGGAUACCUGCACAGGACACAACAGCCCAUUGUAUGUGGGAUCCAAAGACCAGGGUGAUUUAAGGUAUUUCAACUGUGAUUAUGCCAUGCAAUACUGGAAGGACAAUGGUGUCCCAGCUAAAAAGCUGCUUAUGGGAUUCCCCACCUAUGGGCGCACUUUCAGGCUUACUACAUCAGAUACAGGUGUUUGUGCACCUGUCUCUGGGGCUGGCUCUGCUGGACCUUACACCCGCGAGGCAGGCUUCUGGGCCUACUAUGAGAUUUGCACAUUUUUAAAAACUGCCACAAAAGAAUGGAUUGAUGACCAGAAAGUUCCAUAUACCUACAAGGAUAAUGAAUGGAUUGGAUAUGAUGACAUUUGCAGCUACAAAUACAAAGUCAAAUACCUGAAAGAGAACAAUUUUGGAGGUGCCAUGGUUUGGGCAAUUGAUUUGGAUGAUUUUCUGGGCACAUUCUGUAAUGAAGGAAAAUAUCCUUUAAUAACUGAGCUGAAGAGACUUCUUGAAUCAAAUGAGCCUAUUGUGCCAGACUGCCCUGGUGGUGUAACUCCGACCCCUUCCACAACAACUACUACAACUAACGGAAAUCCAGAUCCUACUCCUACUCCUGCAACAACAACAACUGUGGGGCCCCCAGUGCCUGGUAACUUUUGUGGCAACAAACCUGAUGGUAUACAUGCGGACCCAGAAGACAAGACCAAAUUCUACGUAUGCGCUAACCAUGAAAGUUACAGUUUCAGCUGCGCAGCUGGAUUGGUGUUCGAUGACAGCUGCAAGUGCUGUAACUACCCUUAAAUAUUAACAGGUGGUUUCCAUCAAGGAGAGAUGAUUGCGUGACAAGGCUCCCAGAAAUCCCAAAAUAACUCACAACUGACACAAUAUUUUAGGUUUGGGUUUUUGGCAUUAUUUUGGCCACAACUUUAUUCAAAAUACAUUUUAAUUCUGAGCGUUGGCUUAGGUUUUGGUUAAUCCAUCUGUCCGCUCUAAGGGACAGGACCAUUUCCAUCUGACCCACGUUGGGUCAGGACCAUUCCAUCUGCCCAGGUUGGGCAGGACCAAUUCCAUCUGACCCAUUUGGGUCAGGACCAGCUCCGACUUACCUAAUGGUAGGUAAGUCAAGUAAACAUCCCAAGGGAUUGGAGGUACUGUUCACAGGCACUCUCCUCCCCCAAGGAAUGUUCCCCAAGGCUCGGCUCUGUAAUGGCCGCACCAUCCUUGCCUAUGGCAGGAUGAAUGGACUAGAGUCCCUGAGCCCCAGGAUUCCUUUAAUGGAAUACUUCUAUAAGGAGCAAGUAAGGGGGGUAGGCAUUUUUAUGCCAUGCCCUUCCUAUACCAAUUUUUAACCAAAGCCUAACGGCCAACCUAACAAGUUGUGACAAGUUGCUUGUCAGUAGGCAAAAACCAAAUGGCAACAGCCAAUCAGCCAAGUGGCAAAAUUCCUACUGGGCCCCUGAAUACAGGCGACCCCCGCGAACGGGCAAGCAGCGGGCGGGAGAUUCGAAGGCUUGCCGAGAGUGAGGGAAAACGAAAGUAACCUGGGCGUUAAGUAAAAGGCUGCUGUCAAUCAAAAUCAAUGGCACGCCCCAUGACUCAGCCUAACUACAGCCCACCCCCUCCCAGAUUUCUUUUGAGCUCGUCCGCAACCCCCACUACACUUUAU
This is a messenger RNA of Zootoca vivipara (common lizard), 2401 nucleotides long. Its product is annotated as acidic mammalian chitinase-like. Gene Ontology annotation, biological process: carbohydrate metabolic process; chitin catabolic process. Gene Ontology annotation, cellular component: extracellular region. The record is from RefSeq and is a predicted model, not a curated record. Gene Ontology annotation, molecular function: chitin binding; chitinase activity. Lineage: Eukaryota; Metazoa; Chordata; Lepidosauria; Squamata; Lacertidae.